UCUAAGACCUCUUAACAACCACCGUAUACGCGCGCGCACAGCUGCCGCUCAGGCGACACAAUUAAAACAUUUGCGUUUCCGAUCUCAAGAACAUUUCAGCUUCCAACGGAUAGCGUAGACAUCUCGCGAGUAAACCUGACUGAAGAAAUUUCGACGUUCAAGUCCAGCAGCGUACAGUCUAAAGAGGCAUAAACAGCGAGGGCACUUUGAUAACGGUGUGAAAUAUUCACGCUCGCGACUGUUAUUAUUUUUCUUGUUCGAGCGAGGUUCCUGGUUGACCUAGAAAAAAAUAUUUUCGAAGUGCAACUGGUAGUGGUUAAGAGACAAAAGGAGAAGAUCAUGCCUAAAGCAUUCCUUGUGAAGAAGAACAAGAGGCUGCACAGUGGCGGAGCUGGAUCGGUGGAAAAGAGGCAUUUUGAGUACGAUGCAGUUCCGGAAUAUCGCGCGGGCAAGAGUGAUGUGUUUUCCACUACGUCUGCGGUUUCAGAAAUUAUGCAUUCAUCGCCGAAGAAGGAUAAACCACCGGUGUUAACCUCGUUAAGUGCGCUGCUCACCUCAGCGCCUAACAACAACAUCACAUCAAGCGCCUUUAAACCUUUUAAAUUGGAAAAAGAAAAGGAAAAUUCUCCAGCCAAGAAAUUCAAGCCUAACCCGACGUCGAUCGAGAGCCGUGACAAGCCGAGUAAGAAUAAAGACAGCAGUUCAAACGGACGCGAAGCGCUUAACGAAAAACACACGGAUCAUGGUGGUAAAACCGCAGUUCUCGAACACAAGGAGUUUGCCAUUUGCCAAGAUAAGUUCGACUUUCCCAAGACCAAAGGUCCACUGCCUCAGUCUCAAUUUAUCUGCCAACUUUGUCAGGAGGUUUAUACAGAUCCAUUUUCGCUAGCCCAACACAGGUGUAGUGGAAUUCAGCACACUGAAUAUCGAUGCCCCGAGUGCGACAAAGUUUUCAGCUGCCCUGCCAACCUGGCUUCGCACCGCCGAUGGCACCGACCUCGUUCGCCGCACGAGAAAAAGCCAGCUCCGACCCAAUCGCCAUCUACGCGCGAUCAAGUAUCGAGCAGCCCGAAAGUUGGCGCCGAAGAGAGCAAAGUCGGCACCACAGCAGCGGAAUCCGAGUUACGAGCCACCAGCCCUGUAGGUAACAGCCAGGGACAAUUUGUGUGCGAAGUAUGCAACAAAACAUUCAGGCGCAAGGCCUAUCUGAGAAAACAUAUGAACAACCACAACGAUGAUCGCCCUUAUCCGUGCCAGUACUGUGGAAAAGUUUUCCGCAGCCUGACAAACCGCGCUAAACACGUUCUUAACCACGCCGUGGGACCUAAGACAUUUAUUUGUAACGUGUGCGGUAAUGGUUUUGCCAAUAAGGGAAGCCUUGAUCGACACGCAAGAAUCCACACAGGUGAAAUUUACUCUUGUAAACAUUGCUCUAGUACAUUUUAUAGCUCGCCUGGUUUGACUCGCCACAUUAACAAAUGUCAUCCACCCGAAAAUCGUCAAGUUAUAGUCCUGCAAGUCCCAGUUAGACAAGGCUGAACUUUUUUUCCUGAAAUAAGAGACAGAAAAAAAAUGCCACAAUGUAUAUUUGUUGUAUGAAAAUUGCAAAAAGUAUUCUAUUUACAAAGACGCGAGGACAAUGUGAUAGGGUAAAACCUUAUAAAUUUAAAAUGUAUUGUACAAAUUUUUAUGCAAGGGAAUUAUGGUAUAUUCAGACGAAUUCUUUCACAUGCUGUAAAUUUGCGAAAGACAGUUUAAAGUUAUAAGUAGUUCAAAUCUGUAUAAUUUUUUAUGUCCAAUUUGUUAGUUGACUAACGCGCGCUGUUAUGCAAGGCAAGUUGUGUUUGUUGUUUGAGAAGCGCGCAGCUGCUCCGUGGAAAAUUUCCCACUUUACUGAUAUUAAUAUUGUGUAGAAAGUUAGCGGAUUCUUUGAUGAAACGUUCCUAUUCAGUAAACGAAAGAAAAUAUUAAACUGCCUUUUGUUGCUCAUUUCAAGUUUUUAUGGUAGAUUUCCGCGGUUGAAGGUAUUGAGAACUCCUCGUCUAUAUGAAGCGCGCGCCUUCUAAUUUCGUAGAUAAAGUCGCUGACAUACGGUAAUCACCUCGUUG
Porites evermanni is the source of this 2108-nucleotide messenger RNA. Lineage: Eukaryota; Metazoa; Cnidaria; Anthozoa; Scleractinia; Poritidae. The record is from the annotation of a GenBank genome assembly.